AUGGGGCGCGCUGCCGGGCUGUCGCAGCGUUCCUCAACUAGCGCUUGGAAAUCGCUCUUGACCCUAGAUGGAGCACCCACUGGAUACUCAUGGAAUUGGAAUACGUCCAAAGCUGGCUGUACACCCAAUGUGCGCUACUUCGUAGAGCCCAUUGGACGCGAUGCAGGAACUGAGCUAGAUCUGUUGAACCAGCAGGCGUCGUGCGAGCUGCUCUUUUGCACUUGGGCUUGCUCCUUUUUGGCAACCCUGUUCGACCACGAUCAUGCCGUUUACAUGACAGAGGCUGCACAUAAAGGCCAUUUGGAUACCAGCAUGAAGCUUGCUAUUGAGUUCCAUGACAAAGAAAAGGCCAUUAAAUCGUACUUCUUCCCGCGCAAAUUUGGCCAGGCUAGCCUCAUGCCGUUGGAACAGUGGAGAAUGUGGGCAGACAAGCUGAAUCUGGGGUGCAAAUCUGACUGCGGGGCUCCAGCAGCCGCCUUCACAACACCGGCGCGCACUGCCCUCGACCAGUUCCUCGCCACAAGCCCAUAUGGCCAGAAUCUUACGCCAAUAUCACUAGCUGUCGAAAAUAUUGCGCUAGAGAGUUCACGUCUAAACUUCGCGUCAGCGUGGCAUAUAAUGGCACUAGGAGGCGUUAUAGCUUCGCCCGAAGUUGAGGGGCUUCUAGAUCAACUAGCGUCUCUCAUGAAAACUAUCAAUAGGCUUGGAGACGAUUUUCCUGAAGAUGCCGAGGCGCCUGCAGAGUCAGAUCUAGAGACCGGUCUCGACUUUGGGGAGCCAAGCAAGGCGCCUAAGGGCUACCUGUACUACUUUGAAAUUGCUUCGGGCACGGCAGUGCCGAAGAUCAACCUAUUUGUUCCUAUCCGAUUGGAUGAGGGCAAGGGUCUGCAGACGUAUGUGAGCUGUCUGUUCAUGAAGGGUGAAUUGGAUAUCACAACGUACCUCGGAACCGAAGCAUUUUAUCCGGGGCGCUUUACAUCCACAGUCGGGCCUUGGUUAACCAAGUCGUCGACUCAGUGUUGUGGGGACUGGUACUCAUCGAUGUGGUGA
Molecule: messenger RNA, 1050 nt
Organism: Bipolaris sorokiniana ND90Pr
Lineage: Eukaryota; Fungi; Ascomycota; Dothideomycetes; Pleosporales; Pleosporaceae
Exons: 4
Coding region: 1-1050 (349 amino acids)
Biological process (GO): alkaloid metabolic process
Molecular function (GO): prenyltransferase activity
Source: RefSeq, a predicted model, not a curated record